AUUAAGGGUAAACUUUGAGAGCUGUGUGUCGUCUGUGCAUCAUCUCAUUAAUUCUACGAUAGUUCUCAGAAGUAGAUGCCACUCUUUCCCCCAUCCUACUGUGAGGGGACCUACAUUUGAGAGGAAAGACGACACCCGGUGGCUCAGCUGCUUUCCAGCCCAGGCCCUUAACCACUAUGCACCUGGCCCUGUUGAUUUUGGCUGUAGUUGUUUACCGCCCUGUUUAUUUAGUUUUGGGGAGUACGGUUAGUUGAUUGUCAAUGAGACAUUUUUACUUUAAAAACAUGAACUGGAUAACUUUUGUUUUAAUGGGAUGCUGCUUCAGUGAGUAUCCAUGGCCCAUGGCUCCAGCCUCCUGCCGAGCGUGAGCUGGCAGGGCUGGGUGAGGACUCUGCAGGGCCAGACCCGUCUCUGCUUGGAUGUUUGAGGACCACUUCAGAGGAGCCUGGGACUCCAGCCCUGUAUGCAGAUCCUGGUCAUCAGCACUUCACAGCUCAUUUCUUAAAUGAGUGUCACUGUAUAAAAAACAGUUACAGGUUUCAGGACCAUGGAAGACCUAGGGGAGAGAGACCAUCAUUCAUGCAAGAGCUCCAGAGAGCCAAAUCGCUGUUGGAUCCAGUCCCCCCAAACUAUGCUCUGACCUCCAGUGCUCUGCUCGUAAUUCAGCGAAACUCCCGUGAUGAGCAAAGGAAGAAAGAGCGGGAUCUAGAGUUGGCUGCUCGGAUCGGCCAGUCGUUGUUGAAGAAGAACAAGACACUAACCGAGAGGAAUGAGUUGCUGGAGGAGCAGGUAGAGCACAUCCGGGAGGAGGUGUCACAGCUCCGGCAUGAACUGUCCAUGAAGGAUGAGCUGCUUCAGUUCUACACCAGCGCCGCAGAGGAGAGCGAGCCGGAGUCUGUGUGCUCUACCCCGUUGAAGAGGAAUGAGUCGUCCUCCUCUGUCCAGAAUUACUUCCAUCUGGAUUCUCUCCAGAAGAAGCUGAAGGACCUUGAAGAGGAGAACGUUGUACUUCGAUCAGAGGCCUGCCAGCUGAAGACGGAGACCAUUACCUAUGAAGAGAAGGAGAAGCAGCUGGUCAACGACUGCGUGAAGGAGCUGAGAGAUGCCAACGUGCAGAUUGCCAGUAUCUCGGAGGAACUGGCCAAGAAGACGGAAGAUGCUGCCCGCCAGCAGGAGGAGAUCACACAUCUGCUCUCCCAAAUAGUUGAUUUGCAGAAGAAGGCAAAAGCUUGUGCAGUGGAAAAUGAAGAACUUGUCCAACACCUGGGGGCUGCCAAGGACGCCCAGCGGCAGCUCACGGCCGAGCUGCGCGAGCUGGAGGACAAGUACGCCGAGUGCAUGGAGAUGCUCCACGAGGCGCAGGAAGAGAUCAAGAACCUCCGGAACAAGACCAUGCCCAACACCACAUCCAGGCGUUACCACUCGCUGGGCCUAUUUCCCAUGGACUCCUUGGCGGCGGAGAUCGAGGGAACCAUGCGCAAGGAGCUGCAGCUGGAAGAGCCCGAGUCGCCAGACAUCGCUCACCAGAAGCGAGUCUUUGAGACCGUAAGAAACAUCAACCAGGUCGUCAAGCAGAGGUCUCUGACCCCAUCCCCCAUGAACAUCCCUGGCUCCAACCAGUCCUCGGCCAUGAACUCCCUCCUGUCCAGCUGUGUCAGCACCCCCCGGUCCAGCUUCUACGGCAGUGACGUCGGCAACGUUGUCCUUGACAACAAGACCAACAGCAUCAUCCUGGAAGCAGAGUCAGCAGACCUGGGAAACGAGGAGCGGAGUAAGAAGCCGGGCACGCCGGGCACCCCGGGCUCCCACGACCUGGAAACGGCGCUGCGGCGCCUGUCCCUCCGCCGGGAGAACUACCUCUCGGAGAGGAGGUUCUUCGAGGAGGAACAGGAGCGGAAGCUCAGGGAGCUGGCGGAGAAGGGCGAGCUGCUCAGCGGCUCCCUGACGCCCACUGAGAGCAUCAUGUCCCUGGGCACGCACUCGCGGUUCUCGGAGUUCACCGGCUUCUCUGGCAUGUCGUUCAGCAGCCGCUCCUACCUGCCCGAGAAGCUGCAGAUCGUCAAGCCGCUGGAAGGUUCUGUCACCCUUCACCACUGGCAGCAGUUGGCCCAGCCUCACCUCGGGGGCAUCCUGGACCCUCGGCCUGGUGUGGUCACCAAGGGCUUCCGGACACUGGAUGUUGACCUGGAUGAAGUGUACUGCCUUAACGACUUCGAAGAAGAUGACACAGGUGACCACAUUUCCCUCCCGGGCCUAGCUACCUCCACGCCAGUUCAGCACCCAGAGACCUCAGCCCACCACCCUGGGAAGUGCAUGUCACAGACAAACUCCACCUUCACCUUCACCACCUGUCGCAUCCUGCAUCCUUCAGACGAGCUCACGCGGGUCACGCCAAGCCUUAACUCGGCGCCGACUCCAGCCUGUGGCAGCACCAGCCACUUGAAGUCCACGCCGGUGGCCACGCCGUGCACUCCGCGGAGACUGAGCCUGGCCGAAUCCUUCACUAACGUCCGUGAGUCCACGACCACCAUGAGCACAUCCCUGGGGCUGGUGUGGCUGCUGAAGGAGCGGGGCAUUUCCGCGGCUGUGUACGACCCCCAGAGCUGGGACAGGGCUGGCCGGGGCUCUCUCCUGCACUCCUACACCCCCAGGAUGGCCGUGAUCCCCUCUACCCCACCCAACUCGCCUAUGCAGUCGCCCACGUCUUCCCCGCCCUCCUUCGAGUUCAAGUGCACGAGCCCUCCCUACGACAACUUCCUGGCUUCCAAGCCAGCCAGCUCCAUCCUGAGGGAGGUGAGGGAGAAGAAGGCGGUCCGGAGCAGCGAGAGCCAGACCGACGUGUCUGUCUCCAACCUUAACCUCGUGGACAAAGUCAGGAGGUUUGGUGUGGCCAAAGUGGUGAACUCGGGGCGAGCCCACGUCCCCACCUUGACUGAGGACCAGGGACCUCUCCUCUGCGGGCCCCCGGGCCCCACGCAGGCCCUUGUCCCCGGAGGCCUGGUACCCGAGGGCCUGCCCCUUGGAUGCCCCACUGUCACCAGUGCCAUCGGCGGGCUCCAGCUCAACAGUGGCAUCCGACGGAACCGCAGCUUCCCCACCAUGGUGGGGUCCAGCAUGCAGAUGAAAGCCCCCGUGACGCUCACCUCGGGCAUCUUGAUGGGUGCUAAACUCCCCAAACAAACUAGCUUACGGUGAGGCUGGGAGAAGGCCCUUCCCCUGGAGGAAACCAGUCUUUCGCCCGCCUCCCUCUCCUCCCCCUUCACUGCGCACGCUCCCUCUGGUCUCUGUCCAUCCCCUCCUGAGCUAGACAAAUCAACCUCGUGCCUAAUGGGGGCAGAGUGGAGACUCUGUAAAAUGUGUACAUAGGACCUGGAGACCUGUAUCUGCCCUGCCCUUCCUUCGAAUCCCACGGGAAGCACCCCAGCACCGACAUCGCUCUCUUGAGGACUUGGCCCUUGCUGGCCGGGGGCAGGGGCAGCCCGGUGUCUUUCCUCCUUCUUUCCUUUGAGAAGCACUGAAAACCCCAUGUGUGUUCUUAUCCCAUGGAUAGGAAACCAGUGAAUUUGUGGCUGGCUGCCGGAGCCACACAUCCUGAGCUGUCACGUAGCACAGUGGCUGUGCCGCCUGGUGUCACUGGGCACCUCGCCUCACCCUCCCUGUAAGCGCGUAAGGGGCCUCCGUCCGCUGCCACGUGCAGCUGCUGUAGCUUUCACGAUGGGAGAGCUGUUCUUUCUUUCUUGGGUCCCGGCUUCUUCAAGACCUUCACUGCUCGGCCCCAAUGGACGGUCGCUUCUUUUCUUGAGCUGUGACUUUUUCUUCUCAUGCCUUCAACCUGAAUUCAUCCCUCCAUGUUUUGUAAUCCACUGUCGGGCCAGACGUUUGACCUGAAAGAGAAUGUAUUUACACUCCUGCUGCACCAUUUGGCAGCCCCUGUGUGUUCUGUGUGAUUUGCUUUAUUUUUCUGCGUUGUUUUUU
Messenger RNA from Kogia breviceps (pygmy sperm whale), 3975 nucleotides. The record is from RefSeq and is a predicted model, not a curated record. NCBI's taxonomy places the organism in Eukaryota, Metazoa, Chordata, Mammalia, Artiodactyla, Physeteridae.